AUGUCCAAAUGCACGGCUGCUUUCAAUAGCCUUAUCAUUACCGGCGGUACCUUAGGGAAUUCCUUACAUAAUGAGAGCACCUCCCCUUCAACUACUCGAAAUCUGACAAGGGUGCGCUGCUCUUUUCUCAACAGCAGUGGCCUAACGCUCAACCGAAGCGCCAUUAAUACCGCUUCUGAGAUGUACUUUUUGACUUACAGUGCAGUCAACUCACUGGGUAUAGCCGCAGAGCCGCGGUACCGAGCUGUGGUCUUCAAGUCACAAUGCAGUAUUCGUGGGGUAGCUGGGGUCGAGGCCUGGUGUGCUCCGCUGCUGGGGUCGCGAUCAUCAUUAUUAACAACGGCUGACUACUCACUACUGCCCCCCGAAGACCGCACCUUCAGCAGCAGCAGCAGCAGCGGUAUUCUGACCCGGCUAAUCAAAGCAUUCCUUCAGAGCCCAUCUGAGUCCAGUAGUAGCGGUUCAUCAUGGACGACUUCAUUAAGCAGAUCCAUUGCUAGCACGCAGCAACUUCUUACCAUGGGAGCCAUCACUACUAUCGCAUCCACUUCUCCUAAAUCCGAAAAUGCUUUACUGAUUCCCACCAUAUCAUAUUCUCCUUAUGGCGAUAUUAUUGCAGUAUAUCCAGACGGGGGAAGUAUAAUGAUCGAUCCACUCGCAGGGCACGUCCAAUCAACAUCGUUUUUAGAUGAUAGUGAGAUCGGCCGUUCGUACGGCAUCCUUGGUGACAUCAUCAUGGCGGUCCAGCCUUCUGCUCGUGGCGUUUAUAAAAGUGGUUCAGCAGGGAUAACGGCUGUUAGUGAUGAUUUAUCAUCAUCGCAGGUACAAGCAGAUUACAAUAACAGCUAUGUCAAAGAUACGUUGCCCCCGGCCAUAUCGCUUCCCAGAUCAGGAGAAUUGGAACUGCUGGACGCCAGCAGCAACAGUAGCGGAGGUGUUGCGGCCAUGCAUGAUACCACCGUAGUUAUUGUGGGUUCGAGCUGGAGUGAUCCAGGAGCAUCUGUAUGGGAUGAUGUGGAUGGCAACCUGACAGCAAGGCUACACGCGUUUGGUGUAGCUGCAGUAGAUACAAGUCGGCCCACGAGUCCAGGAUUGCCGUACUCGUACAAGAUAGAGUAUCAGGCUGCAGACCUGGCGGGCAACAUCGCGCAGCCCGCUUACCGCUUCAUCCGCCUGGUAUGCCCCAGCAAUGAAGCCUACUGUACUGAUGCUGAGGGCCUGCCCGCCUGCACCUCCAGUGGUAUCUGCAAUGCCCCUCUGCCAAUAACCAGCAGCACGACAGGAGCCCCUGCAUCUGCCCAUUCCCUUGCGACACCCAUCUUCAUCAAUGCCGCCAACAAUCUUAGACAACGACCUGCCCUCACCCUCACCCUCACCCUCACCCUCGUGGGGCCCUCUGAAAUCAGAGUUCGGCAAGGUACAUCAUAUGAUAGGUGUACGGUGGUUUCAGUGCCACAACAGCAGCCCUGCGAUCCUGGUGCAGUAGCAUUUGAUGCUCUGGAUGGGCGUCUGGAUUUGCGGGUACAGAUGGUGCUUCCCCUGCUGAUUGCAUGCAAUGUACCUAUUGGCAGAGCUGGCAACUACACGAUCACAUUCUCAGUAGCCAACAGUGCCGGCCAUACUGCGAGUGUGUCACGCUCCCUUAUCGUGCAGCCCAUCUGCCCACAAGGAGAGACACUGUGUUCUGAUGCUGUCUCCUGCUCUGUUGAAGGUGUCUGCAUGGCAGCAGCAGCAGCAGUAGAUGUUGUAGGCACCUCUCCAGGGGUGUUGCUGCAGGAGGAUUACAUGUCGACAUCUGGUAGUGCCAGCAGGAGUGGUGCUAGUGACAUCACCAAAGUAGUACCAGGCACAACCAAGCCACAGAUCAAUCUCAUAAUCAAUGUGGCUGCACCCGCAUUAGUAAGGCUGCCUCGUGGCUGGAUGUAUGGACCCUGCCCCGAUAGCGUGGAUCUGUCAGCGCCCUCGACACCAUUUUGUGAACCGGGCGCCACAGCGGUCGACCCCAUUCGAGCCAUCAAUCUGACAGACCGGGUGAUCGUGUGCCCGCCACAAUCUUGCCUCCGCCACAGUACUGCUGACGGCGACAGCAACAGUACUACUGCUAUGAUAAGCUGUCCAUUAGAACUACUGAUGAGACAAUAUACCCUGGGCAGGACAGGACUAGCAGGAUGUGGCAUUAACACACUGGCACCAACCGGCACAGUCUAUCACAUUGACUUUUGGGUGUGGGAUGAUGCUCAGCCACCGAACAAUGCGACGGCCCGCCGCACUGUCAUAAUUACCGAUCCGUGCAUUGACAAGGCUUUACCAUACUUCUGCCCUGAUCAAUCCGGCGGAUACGUAUGCUCUCCAGUUACCUGUACUGCCGCGUCCUUCCUGCUGUCACCCACUGCUGCUCCCGGCCCCAACAUCACAUUGCUACCACCUGAUGAUGUGGCUUUUGUGGAAUAUGGUAGCGUGUCUUCCGUCUACCUAGGGCCGUGCACAUCACUAUCUGACACACGCAGUUGCGGCGCCACUGCAGUGGGUUAUUUGCUUCCCACCUCAACCACGGGUAACAUCACGGUCGUGGAUCUGACAGCCCAGCUCAGUGUAAUCAACGUCACGCCUUGCAAUAUGACAUCAACCGUUAGCAGCGCCAGCUGCCAGUCUUGCAGCUUAGAGGCACUUGCUGCGGGUAGCAGUGGUUGCUUGCCUGGCGUCUACACAUUCCAGUACUCAGUAGUGGAUGACCAGGGUGCCGCUGCAACUGCCAACCGGACCGUUGUUGUUUACCAGAAAGCCACCAUCAACGCGAACCUGCAGCUGCUGCGGCAGGUGCCACAGCUAACCGGUGUCGAAACCGCAAACCUACCGGUGGACCUGCUGAACAGCUCCCAUCCUGAGCACAAAUUCGCUGUGGAGGAGAUCGCGACUCGUCUGACGAAGUACGGUGUGCAGAGCUGUGACGUAGAUAUUUUGUCAGCAAUGGUAGAUUAUCCUCUUGGAGGCUUCCCGCCGCAUAUUAACUACAGCACAUCGAUAACUGUGAUCAUCAGUGCAGCCAUACACAUCUACAGUCCUCGCGGUGUGCACCGCUCAGCUGCAGGGUUAGCUUUUACAGCACCCUUUACCGGCGACAAGGAACUCCAACCGCAGUACAGACGACGGCGGCGCCAGCUCCAUAACAGCAAUAACGACGCUACUACCACGAAACGCCUGAUUGCAGCAGCGGGGGGCGACGGCAUUUAUUUCCCCAACGACAGCGGAAGCAGAGUUUGGAAUAACGUUUUUUGGUUAUCAGGAGAUGAGAUGGCCUUGGAGCAGGUGGUGAAGGACUUUUGGAGGGGUCUAGCGCAGCGGCAGUUGCAAGAGCUCCGGAAGUUGGAAGGCGGCAAGCCGACCCACCCGCCCACAAGCCGACCCACCGACCCACCCAAGGGGGCUUCCACAGGCUUCCGGGAGCAACUGCAACAUCGUCGGAGCAGCCGCCAGUUGCUUCAGAAGACGUCCUUGAACAGUAGCGAACUCAGCACAUCAUUACUAGGCAACUUAACAGCCUCCAUCGCCUCCGCUCUCAAUGCGACCUUUACAAACAUCACAGUCCCCCCCAGCCCAGAUCUAACCGCUGGCUACAUGGAAUCCCUGGUCGGCUUACUUCAGGCUCUGCUGCAGAAAUCAGAUGCCAUCAACUCAAAGGCUGUAACGCUCUUUACCACAUUUAAGCCCUCGUCAGAUGAAGCGGCCGAAGCGACUGCAAACACUUCUUAUGAUAUGGGGAAUGGUGGUAUUGCCACCGAAACAGCCUUGGCCGCCCUCCUGGCUGACGCAGCUAGUGCCAGAAACCGCACCAUUUCGCGUGCUGCGCAAGUUCUUGACGGAUUUGGGGAUCUUACUCGUUUAUCAAUGGAUGCUCAGCAGCAGCUGUCAGAUGAAAGCGGCAGGCUGGACUUGCGGCUCCGUGAGCUGUCCGAACAGACACGUGCACAUACGGACCGCGCACUUUACAUGGCCAUCGUGGCCGCGUCUCAGCAGCUGGCGGACAAGAACACCGACACGGGCGUGAUGGACCCAGAUUGCUACCGACUUCAGCUGACGGGAUUUCGAACAGCAUUUAACCUCUCCCGCUUCUCGUCAUCAAUAGAGCUGUCGUCAUCGCAUUCCUACCUUGUAAAUGAUGAGGCCAGGGCUACAAAACCUCUUAUUAUUAACAGCAGUAGCAACAAUGCCGGCGGUGUGACUGCUCGGAAACGUUAUUCUGGCGUACGUUCAAGUAACCGUGUCAUUGGCGGCUUGCUACUCCAUACAACGCGCCGGCCCUUUCUGCUGCCAAGGUGGCACAGCAGCAGAAGCAGCGCAUCAACGGGUAUGCUGCAACAGCAGCCGGUUGGCACUUGUGGUGGCAGCAAGUUUGCCGCAUCCCUGGGUUCCAAUAAUAGGUGUUACCUGCAUGAUGGCAGGUCAGACCGACAGAGUUGCGAUACAGCGGCUUGUAGCAGCAAUGCGCAGCAAACCUAUUCAGCAGCAGACGAUGCUCCGAGUAUCAGCCUGGCCCCCUAUGGUGUUGACCCUGUUUUCUUGAGGUCGUCCUCGCUGUUCCGGGAGGAUCUCAUCUCACAGCUCAACUGGUACUAUAACACGUCGGACCCCUCGCAAAGUGGGCUGUCCGCAAGACGUGCUGCCGAAAUGAUGCGCUACCUGGCGGAUGGCAACUAUCUGAACCGCCAGCAAACAAUCGACUUAACCGCGGAGCUGCUGGCAAUCUUCUCGCUGCAUGCCAAACCUCCUUGUCGUGUAUGCUGGCAGGUCUACAAUCCUGCCCGCCACGCGUUUGCGUACUUUCGGGCUAAAUUUGAAUGGUCUGGGGCGGGAGCCAUUAUCGGGCACCUAUCAACUGUGGGCUUCCCUGCGAUGGCCUAUCUCAAGGAGGGCGAGACACUGGGAAGUGCACUGUCCAGCAUUUUGGCUCGGGAGUUGUUGCCCUUGUGGGCCCUAGUAGCGACAUUUGCCGCAGCCACUAUCAGCACUGUCAUUUCCACUGUCUUGGCGGCUGUACGGGCUGCGGAACGGCUCGUUAUGGGAGUCCAGUGUCUGAUGGCUUUCCUUCACGAUUUGAUAUUGGUACCAUCAAAGAUCCCGCUGGCAGCGCUGGCAGCACCAGACGACCGGCUAGUCAACCAUCUGGCGGCUUCUCCCAAAGAGAGAAUGGCAUAUCCGCUGAUAAAUACAAAUGCAUCUUUGAAGGCGCGGUUCCUGGUGAUGGUGAUGGUGAUGGUGAUGAUGAUGAUGAUGAUGAUGAUGAUGAUGAUGGUGAUGGUGAUGGCCGCUGGUAUAGGUAUCAAUGCGCCGACGAAUGCUGGCGGCCCUGGGAGGUGGCUCCUCCCUGAGGACGUCACUGACUUGGAGGCGCUGAACGAGGUGCUGCAUAACACGCGCCGCCUAGUAGACAUGUGGACAAUGUAUGGAAUGUUGCAGGCAGUCGCCAUUGUGGGCCUUAUUGCUAAGCUGGUGAUGGUGCUGUCCUUCCAGGCGCGUCUGGGCAUCAUCUGUCGCACCCUCAUGACCAUGUUCACUCCCGUCUUUCAUCUGGUCAUCAUUAUUGUGGCGGUGGCGGCUAUGAUAGCAGCUGCAGCGAAUGUCGUCAUGGGUGACCAUGUUGCGGCGGUAUCCAGCAUGGGGUCAUCAAUGGGCAACACGAUAUCAAUACUAGGCAAUCCAGCUGCGAUAAUCGACGAACUUAAACUCCUCCACAGCGACGACAGGCACAUCUUGCCAACGGCUGAACACGUUGCCAUCAGCCUCACUAUCGCUUGUAAAGUCCUGCUACUGCUUUACAUGCUGAUCACCUAUUUCUUCACCACCAUGGGCAUGAUCUUCAUGAAACAAAAGCACAGCGAUACGUGGGCGCGUGCCAGAACUGUACUGCAGGACCUGGCGAUGAUUGUGCUGCCUGAUUUGAUGAGGGGCCUGGGGAAGUUGCUGCCGGUGGGCAGAGUGGCGCCAUCUUCGCUGACGGCAAAACGCAGUCGUCAUUUUCACCAGCAGAAAGCAGCGUGCAUCACCAAGUCGGCCGUCACCCAGCAAGGUGAUGCUGCUGGCACUGAUGACACUGGUGGCGUCAACAUCACUGAACACGUUGCGAAACGUGGACAGACACUACCGGCUCAUCCUCGUUUUGAACUCCUGACUGCGCCCACCAACAAGCAGCUCCUGAGGGUUCUCGCAGCAGGUGGUGUGCAUGACCUGCUGUGCGGUGCAGGUCUGCCCAAGACCUGGAACGGCCGAGUGCGCGCUGCAAAAGUGCAUGGUGGUCGGCUGCUGAUUGACAAAGCUGCCAUGCGCCAGCUUAUACGCUUCGCGGCAUCCAGCACCACUACCGCAGGAGCAACCGCUGCAGCAGCAGGUUUAGGUACGGUGCACGUGCCAACAGAAACCCAAGCUCCAGCAUCAAGCACGGCUGUUGAUGCCAACAAUAAUGGCAGUGGUGAAGCAUCUCGAGAAUACACCAGAGCGCAGCUGCAUACCAUGAAGGAUCGGCCAUUUUUAGUGCAGAUGGUGGCGCAGAACGUCAUGAAACAUGUCGGCCGUACGUAUGGUCCUCUGACACCGGAGUUCCGAAAACUGGAGGCAGAAGCGGUAAAGAAGGAGCAGGCAGUAGCAGCAGCAGCAGCACAGCAAGGACAGAAGGCUUUUGCCGUCCCAAGUAACAGAGGUGGUAUCGUGGCCCUGAAAGCUCAUCAGUAUUCGCAAUCCGGAGUGAUGAAGGGUAAUGACAGUGUAGAUGGCGGAUGCUUGUCUUCUGGUGGUAAUAUUGGGUCCUCUUUGCAAUGGAGAGAAGAGCAGGAAGUGGAGAGAAGAGCAGCAAGUGGAGAGAAGAGCAGCAACAAAGAGGUUGACAUCCACCUAUCCAUUUGCGAGUCGCUAAACGCUACGGUGGAGUACAUGGCGCGCUGGCAACGAGGUGUACAUCGUUGGCAGGCAACCCUGCUUCAAUGCGGGAUGAAAUCGCUAGCACCAAACGCUCCGGUGAGCGACCGAGCUGGAUUUGCACCAGUUAGGCUUGAUGAUGCUGUUGUUGAGGCCCAGCGUGAGCGAAUGGAGCACGAGGAUGUUGCUAGGCGCGAGCGCAAUGCGGUCAAUGCUACGGCAGCCGGCGAGGCGAGGCUUGCGCUCACGCCGCAGCGUGGCAUUCGACCUGUUGGACGUCCUCUUCAACAAAUGAGCACGUCACGGAGCUGGAUGCAAAGUUCAGCAUGCUACCAGCGGACAAGGUGGAGGCCAUGCGUGCAGCAACGGAUUUCCAGAAUUAUCCAGAAUUUGCUAGGGCGUUUCCAAAGUGCGAAAAUGGUCAAAACAUGGAAGAGUAUGAGAUACAUAUACCUCAGCAACCAGCAGCUGCUGACUUGUCUGGGGGCAACACCUGGCGCUCCAUUUGUAGACCGCCCACCCAAUCUGCAUGAUGAGGACUUGCCGCAUAGCCCCCGGAGGACAGACUCACCACAGUCACCUCUUACCGAGCUGCAGUCAAGCCCCUCGCAUCUGACAAUGAAGCAGUGGUGCGUGCGCAAAUCGCUCCUCCACCAAAAGCUGCCGCAACGUCAGCAAGGUGCCCUCAACCGGCAAGGAAGCUCCAACAAUAGUGGAGAGCCCAACCAACCGCUGUCACACUUGCAAGUGGACAUCACGCUUUCAAAUCUAAGUGUCAACCAUGAGGAGGGCAGCAACGACAGCACCGACUGGCGGCACGCACAUGUUGGUCCACCCAUAUUUGUCCGGCGAUGGAGGUCGUCGGUGCUGGGCCCACUGCAAAGUAGCGCUUUUGCAUUGCAAUUGGGACAGAUGCAUUAUGCCAAACCUCAAACACCGAAGGUGCAGCUCUCCGUGGUGAGUGAUCAACCAUUAUUAUCUGGGCCAAGCAAAGUAGUUGCAGUGGCAGCACUGGACGCGCGGAGCCCUUGCCAAGGUGACACAGCAGCAGCAGUGAAGAUCUGGUCAAAUGCAUGCCAUGACAUCCUGGCGGCAGAGGAAUCAGCAGCAGCAGAGAAUCCAGUAUGUAGCUUUUCCAGCCAACCUCAGCAGCUCUACCCGACCAUUCAGAGCACUUCUCACUGA
Molecule: messenger RNA, 8091 nt
Organism: Volvox carteri f. nagariensis
Lineage: Eukaryota; Viridiplantae; Chlorophyta; Chlorophyceae; Chlamydomonadales; Volvocaceae
Exons: 12
Coding region: 1-8091 (2696 amino acids)
Source: RefSeq, a predicted model, not a curated record